GUCUUUAGAGGCUACGUUUCAAGAUGGCGGGUGUUGACAAUUGGCGCACAUGUUUGAAUGAUCAGUCGUUUUGUAAACAAUUGCGUGAAAAUAAUGCUAAAGAUUCGGGACAGAAGCGCUGUAGUACAUCAAAAGGUCUCACUGCUAUCCAGGGUGGAGAUCUAUACGUUUGGGACAGUUUUGCAUCCCACCUAAUCUUCUAUAAUCUCAAGAAUCUUCUGCCCGAGUGUGCGGAUCGAGAGAGGAACCAGGCGCAGAUCCUUCUGUGUUCCAAUGCCCCACGGUUCGAAGUUGAAUUCUUGACCUUUAACUCCAGUGGUAGUUUGGUGGCCUUAUGGGGACAAGGUGGAAUCACAGUUCUCGAACUGCCAAAACGCUGGGGGCGGUACGCCGAGCUGGAAGGGGGCAAACCCUCCAUAACCUGCAAGUCCAUUAGUAUCGCCAGUCAUUUCUUUGCGAGUCACAAGGAGGCAGGGCUUCAACAAGUGUUAUGGCAUCCAGGGAGUACGACCGAUACUCACUUGACCUUCCUCACCUCUAAUGGUAUACUCAGUGUCUACAACAUACAGUUCCCUGAUGUGCCAACACAAGUGAUACAUCUCGACAGCAGCGGACAUGAACCGAGCCAGUCAACAAGUUGUAUUUCUGUUGCGACAGCCUUAGGGGAGAAAAGCAUGGGAUUUGAUUUUGGUCCUCCAAUACAGCUGAGUCGGCGGGUUUCCCUCUCUCAGUCAUCCCAGUCCUCACAGACGGACGGCAUCACGGUGUGGCCUGCCUAUGUUGUCAAGGGCAACGGGGACAUGCUGGUGGCCUACACAGACUUGCACAGCAGCAGCCCAGUGAAGCUUGCACCCCAGGGGCCUCUUCUGAUGCACCCUCCAGCUGAAGACAACUACGGUGUGGACGCCUGCUCCGUGUGCUGUUUGGGCGAGGCUCCGACUGUGCUGGUCAUCGCAACAUGUGAGGGCAAACUCCACCACUGUGUUGUCCUGCCCUCCAGUUCACCGGAAUCUCAGGUGGACAAUGAUUGGUCAAUAUCAGCAGGCAGUACUGGUCAGUUUGAGGGAGCCCCUGAUGUGUCGCUCUACGUAUAUGAAAGCGUAGAGUUGGAGAUGACAUUAACCACGGCAGAAAGUGAUACUGAAGAUGAAUUUAGUUGUCCAAUUCGACUGCUGAAAGAUGCGGUUAAUCCUGAUUGGUACCACUGUUCCCAUGUGGCCGGAAUUCACACCGUCAUCCUGCCCUGGAUCAGUAACCUAGAGACCUUCUGUUUUGAUGAUGGAGCCGACUUACAGGACCUCCCAGAACAACAGGAGUGUAUUGUAGAACACCUGAUAUGUACGAAGCCCUUACCGUCCAGUCCUCCGUCCCCCGUACUUGGAGUGGGAGUGGUCCGAGACGCUUCCCUUGGUAUGUCCCUCCUCGUCCUCACCAGCGACAUUGACUUUGUGUCCCUACCUCUGAGCACCAGUACCAAAUAUAAACCCUCCAAGGCGUUGGGGUCCUCUCCACGACUUAUCCAGUCACCAUUGCGGAGUCUAGCACAGGAACCCUUCCAUCAACACAUAGCCAAGAUACUACUGAGGAAGUCUACAAACCCAGUACUCAAGUCGGCCAAAGCAGCCUCCAUGUCAUCACAGGAAUGUUUCCAGCUGUUGUCACGGACAACCCAGGUGUUCCGCGAAGAGUACCUACAGAAACAGGGACUGGCUCAACAGGAGAUCCAGAAAAGGGUGAGGAUCCUUACAGAGCUGAAACAGCAACAGCAGCGAGACAUUGGUGACCUGGAAGUCUCCCGUUCCCAACUCCACGAGUCUGCGCAGGAGCUGGCCAUCCGCUACGAUGACUGUCAGGAAGAGCAUGAGGCCAUUCUCCGCAGAAUUGAGUCAGUGAUGCGGCGGUUACAGGCCCGUAAUCCAGUGUUGUCCGAGGCAGAACGAGGAAUGAAAAAAGAUUUAGAGACUAUGGAGGAACAACUGGAUAACUACCGAAAGAGUCUUCAUCAGCUGAGAACAAAACAUGAAUACCAGACACGACAGAUUAAGAAGAGCCAAGGGGCGGCGGCCAGUCACUCUCUCAAAAACUCACAAGUCUCACAGAUACGUACCGUCCUACAGCAGGAGGGUGAAGAUCUGUCUAACAUGCUGCACAGGAUCAACCAGCUCAAGUUGGACGUAGGAGUGUGACCUUCUCUCUCAACAUCUCGAAAGUCAGGUGAUCAAUCAGUGUGGACACAAGUGGUGACCCAGUUGACCAUCUAGCUGUUGACCAGUCUUUGCAACAGAUGAAAGUUGGAUCAGCAGUGCUGAUAACCAUUGUAGGUGCUAUGAGGGAAAAGUCGGUGUCUGUGGCAAACUGACCAUUGUCCAGCUAGCUGGUACCCUCUGAGCUUGAUGUGAAAUGUGACUGGAUUGUGAUAUGUGGUGUUCCUUCACAGGACAUGCUGACGGUAGCUUUUCAAACAUCAGGCCAAAAGCUGUCACCAUCAUUAUGGGUGCAGUAAAAUAUUUUCACCACCAGGUCAUGACAAUGUUUCUUGUGAUGUCAUAAUGAAUCGUACAAUACUACAUAAAAAAUAUCAAGUUUUUUUUAUAGUGUGUUGUUUCACUGUAUAUCAUUGAUAUAACUAGUUAUUUCUUCACUCUGUCCGACACUGGUUAUAAUUUUUGAUACUACCUUGAUGUUGAGGGAGGGGAUUGGAAGGGCAAUACCUAGGCAGCAAGGGAGGUGAAUGGAAGGGCGAGACCUAGGCUCUGAGGGAGGAGAAUGAAAGGGCAAUAGUUUGGCAGCAAGGGAGGUGAAUGGAAAAGUAAUACCUAGGCAGCAAGGGAGGUAAAUGGAAGGGCGACACCUAAGCUCUUGAGGGAGAAGAAUGGAAGGGCAAUAUAGUUAGGCAGCAAGGAAGGUGAAUGGAAAGGAAGUGUGCACGUGAUGCCUAGGCAUUGAGGGAGGAGAAUGGAAGGGCAGUGAGGGAGAUGAAUGGAAAGAAUUGGGGAGGGAGUAAAACAGAAGAGCAACAUUGUUUUCAAGGCCUGGACUAUAUUGUUUGUUUCUAUUUAUGUAAAACAGGUAAUAUUGUUGACAAACUGAUUUGAAUCUGAUGUUUAUUUUAAUAGAUAGUGAUCAUGUCUUGUUGAUGUGGAAGUAUGUUUUUGAAAUAAAUAAAUUUGAUUGUGAUUUCUGAAACAAAUCUGUAGUUUAUGGUUAAUCUAAAUCUUGUGUCAGAUAAUUUUUUACCAGUAUUCAACAAGAAUUACUUGUAAUUCUAUGUCUUGCCUUUCCUGCUCAGAGUUUUAUGCAAACUCCAAAAUUCACUAAAAUUUCAAUAUUUUCUCAAAAAAAAAAAAAAAA
Molecule: messenger RNA, 3351 nt
Organism: Pecten maximus
Lineage: Eukaryota; Metazoa; Mollusca; Bivalvia; Pectinida; Pectinidae
Product: nucleoporin 88-like
Exons: 15
Coding region: 24-2186 (720 amino acids)
Biological process (GO): ribosomal small subunit export from nucleus; protein import into nucleus; ribosomal large subunit export from nucleus
Cellular component (GO): nuclear pore
Molecular function (GO): structural constituent of nuclear pore
Source: RefSeq, a predicted model, not a curated record